AUGGGGCGGCGGCCUCGUCAAAGUGGCCACCUCCAGGGCCAAUUCCCCCUUCGCAGCGUGGUUCCUGCUCCUUGCUGUGUGGUACCUCGACACAGUCCCAGUCAUGACCCUUCAUCGGUGAAUGCCAGUUGGCCGCAGAUUUGGCCAUCUGGUUUGCCUCAGACGUCGGUCAUUCCUCCGACGGAACAUUGGCCUGAACCUGUCAGCCCUGUGAGUAAUCGUUCCACUCUGUCCCAAGGCAGCGGCACGAAUUCGGCAGCCACCACCAACGAUACUUCGGCCCUUGCAUAUGCUCGACAUCUGUCGCCGGAGGUGGACAGUCCUACAAGCUCGGUUAUAUCCAAUCUACAGACCAUCCAUGAAGCCUCUUAUGGAAAUGCGAGGUUGCGACAACCCCGACCUUUGGUGCCCGACCUCCUUCCGGAUACUAAUGUCCAGAUGACGCAAGAUGUGGUGGGCAUUGGCGAUCCGACCUUGGCCUACUACCCGCCAGAUUAUCUUCGACCACCUCAGUUCGUCUCUCCCCGAGAUCUAUCACCCGGGGACCAUCAGAGAUACCCACAAACCGCCGAGCCAUGGAGUACUCUACCGUUUCGUCACGAAGACCAUUGGUUCAAUGGGCAUGCAUACCGUGGCAAGAGCGAGACAAUGGAUUCUGUCUUGGGCAUGACAACUUCCCAAGCCAGACGGGACAGGGGCGGCGUUCGAACGGGGCCUCUGUCUAUGGAACAGAGGCAGCAUGCAAGUGACGUGCGUCGAGAAGGUGCUUGUCUCCGGUGUAUCAUCAUGAAGGAGAAGUGUGACACUCGGUUCCCCUGCAACACCUGCACAAGCAAGGAGCGGCGCAAGAUUCCCAAACAGUGUAUCCGGGCACGGUUUGACUGGAACGGGUGCAAGUUGAUGCUCUUCCCCGAUGAGUUGACCUGGCGGUUGAAGGCGGAGAAGCUCUUUUGCUACCUGCGCAACGGUUCAUUUGACUACUCAGCCCGACCCAAAUUCCAGAUUUCGCUGGACAUGAAUGUCGGAAUCCCUCUGAACGUCAUAGUCAAGGAGUUCUACCCUCUGGACCUGGCCCGGGAAAUCCGACAUGCCCAUUUCUUGACCAAAGAUGCGGAUGGCUCCAAAUCCUACAAGAAGUACCCGGUGUGGAGCCCCCCGAUCAUCAUGUUCAUCAAAGACGGGGAUCUGGAACGGCAAGUCAAGCUCGUCAGUCAGCAGAUCCCGGCCUUGUUUGAGCAGGUCUUGGACGACCCGGUGAAAUGGCCCGAGUGGACAACGAAGUAUUUCAUCGACCGCCGCGAAGACUUCCAAACCACCAUAUUGGAAUUGAUAGGACGCUACUAUCGGAAAGACCUCAAGGAGCACGCCAUCAUCAAGACGGCACUGAGUCUGCUGUGGUUUGAAUAUCUCCUGCUCAACAAGUUUACAAUCCCCCCGUCAGCCGUGCCGCAGCUGGAAACGAACCUGGAGUCCCCCCGACCCGCCGGGGCCCAUCAAGACAUUCAUGUGAUCCCCGACACGAUCAACCGCUUCCUCAAGGCCAUCAUCCUCCCUAUGGCGAUGGGGGCCGCCAGGAAAAUCACGGCCAAGCUACACGACAUGCUUUUUGCAAUGUCGGUGUCCCAGAAACUGGCCACUGCCCAGACGGACAUUGCUCUGUGUCUGGCGUUUGUGGUCCUGAUGUUUGUGGGCCGAACGCAGUCGUCGUUGGCACUUGAGGCCGACUCCCCCGCGCACGAGACCGGCGCAGAGUAUUCGUUCGCCGAAGCCGAGACCAAGAUCCGCGCCAUGGAGGAGUCGGUGUGCGAUUAUUUGGUGUCGUUUCACAAAUAUACGUUGAGCAGACGAUCUUCGGCCAGGUCUACUGCAGCACAGACGGCUGCACCUGCAUCGGCCAGAGGACGUAGAAACAGCGACUACAGCACCAACUCGGCGUGCGAGUUUCAUGCCCGACAAUUCGACCUGGUAGGCCGGCUACGAGGGGAGAUUGAGCACUCAUAUGCUCAAGAACGACCGGUAGAUUUCGAGUUGGGCCCGAUCGAUCUACGGACAUUUCCUUACAUGAAUGUCCGACGGCUUUGUUGGAAGCUGUUUCUCAAUGUGGAAAACGAUAAAGCGAGAUAA
Capronia coronata CBS 617.96 is the source of this 2124-nucleotide messenger RNA. RefSeq lists its product as uncharacterized. The coding region runs from base 1 to 2124 and encodes 707 amino acids. NCBI's taxonomy places the organism in Eukaryota, Fungi, Ascomycota, Eurotiomycetes, Chaetothyriales, Herpotrichiellaceae. The transcript has 5 exons. The record is from RefSeq and is a predicted model, not a curated record.